Molecule: messenger RNA, 1764 nt
Organism: Tachysurus vachellii
Lineage: Eukaryota; Metazoa; Chordata; Actinopteri; Siluriformes; Bagridae
Product: probable E3 ubiquitin-protein ligase RNF144A-A
Exons: 5
Coding region: 176-1024 (282 amino acids)
Source: RefSeq, a predicted model, not a curated record
CGGAAACACCCGAAAUGUUUCAUGAGACAGGUCUGGUUUCCUGUAAAGUCUUUAGGCAGUCCUUCUGCAUUUUACGAAUGCUAAAUCUGCAGGAUUUAAACAACACUCAUGACUUUUCAAAAUCACUUCUAUUUAGCUCCACCCCGCUGAUAUUUUGCAAGCAGCUUGACAGACAAUGCGAAAGUUAAACAGUCAAGCAGGCGACAGUAAAUCAGUAGCUGAUCGGACGAAGAUGGAACAAAGAAGGCGUCACAAUCCUAAAGAUAGCACCCUGAAAUUUGUUACUCGACCAGAUGACAUUACACUUGAUGAUGAUCCCAACACCCAGAGAUUAGAAAUGUCAUGUGGACAUGCUGUCACACCGGAAUCCCUCACAGCCUACUGCCGCAGUCUUCUGGAUCAGGGUCAUUACAAGUUCCCAUGCCCGGCUAUAAAAAAGGGAACUGAUACCUGUGGGGCUGAGUGGCCAUACAUGGAAGUGCGGAGGAUUGCUUUACUGACUCAAGAAGAGCAGAACCACUUUGAAGAGAAAAUGGCAGAACUAGCAGCAGCUAAGUACUGUGAAUUCAAUACAUGCCCUGGGUGCAGUUCAUAUGUUGAAAGGCAAGAUUUGACCAACCUGUGUGUGCUUUGCACCAUCUGUACCUCAGAUACUGGUGAGAGGUAUGAGUUCUGCUGGCAGUGUCUGAAGACGUGGAAAGGCCCAGCACCUCGCUCAGACAAGUGUGGCGACAGAAACUGCAUUAACUUAAACCUUGAGAAGCUCUUAAAAUGUGAGGAUACAACCCUUCCUGAAGUUGAAGACAUAGUAUGUCCCUCACUGCGAGCUUGUCCAACAUGUGGAAACCUGAUAGAGCAUGACAGAUCAGGGUGUAAGAAUAUAAUAUGUAAUCGCUGCCAUAUUGAAUUCUGCUUUUCUUGUCUGAAGAUAACUGAAGAUUGUCUAGAAACAAGCUCACACUAUGAACCUUGCUCAGAUGGUGUAGCACCACGACAAACAUCCAUUCCAACCUGGAGAAAGUAGGUCACUGAAAUCUUGCCACAAAAUAAACACCAAAAAGCACAGUUAUUGCAUAGCUUAAUUGUUUUUGAAUAACUUAAUAGAUUAAUACAAAAUACAACUCAAAUUUAAUAUGAUUAAAGCUAAAGCACAACAGUCAACAGUCACAAAAAAUCUAUCUUCAAGAUAUUAUUGAAAAGCAUAUUAUGUUUGUAUUUAUUGUUAUAUGUAUAUUUCGUAACAACAUCAUUUUAAUUUACAACAUAAUUUUAAUUAUGUUGUAAGAUGGUUUAAUCACGCUGAAUAUUACAUGAUAUAUUGAAUAGAUUCCUCAUGGGGUAUCCCAAAUAUGUGUAAAUAAGAAAACUAACAAAUAUAAUCAUUAAUUCAAAUUGUAUAUAACCAUAAAUAACAGAAAGUAAACCCUACUACAAUUUUAUAUUUUUUAAAUUUUACAUUCAUUGAUGUUUGAGGGAAUUUGUUUAUAUACAGCGCUCUUUUAAGAUACCACCACAUCAUCUCUAAGUAAGAAGGGUGUACUUAUUUAUUACCACUGUUUCUCAAUGUUGUCUUAUGUUUUGGAUUGUGGUUUUGUAGAAGUUGGUGAAUACCACACAACUGUUAUUUAGACACUGGUAAAUAAAAAUAGAAUUGAAGGAGGGUAAAGAUUAUGGAUAUGCUAUGUAGUUCAUGUAGACACAUAUAUUCAUAUAUAGUUAUGCUGUCAAGUUUCUAAUGAAUAAAAAAAGAUCAGUUUCCUUGCA